This is a messenger RNA of Danaus chrysippus (African queen), 2628 nucleotides long. Lineage: Eukaryota; Metazoa; Arthropoda; Insecta; Lepidoptera; Nymphalidae. The record is from the annotation of a GenBank genome assembly.
AUGGACGUAGUCGGCAGCGAAAUCGGUCAAAAAAUGAGAUCUGCCAUAAAAGCCAAGCUGACUGAACUAGGGUGCUACGUCGAUGAUGAGCUCCCUGAUUAUGUUAUGGUGAUGGUAGCCAAUAAACGCACCAGGGCACAGAUGGAAGAUGACUUACAACUGUUUCUUGGUGAUAACACAGAACUGUUUGUAAACUGGUUGCAUCAAGUACUGAAAAAACUUCAGGAAGUUACUGUAGCCGCACCACUAAAAGUUGAUGCUAAAAGGGAUAAGUCUGAAUCUAAAGAAAAGAAAGUGAAAGAUAAAAAGGAUAAAGAUAAAAUAAAAAAAACUGAAGCUAAAAAAUCUAAAAAGAAAGACAAAGCCAAAGAAAAGGCUCGCAAAAAGGAAGAUAAAAAGGAUCACAAAAGCAAGAAAAAGAAUAAACAUGAUAUGAUUCGGCCGAACAUACCACCAUUACUUAUGAACAUAGAAAAAGAUGCUGAACCAUCUAUAACUGAUGUGUUUGCCGGUCAAAUAUUAAAAAACCACGGUGUUUUACUCGAGCCAUAUAAAGACAGUUCAAAUGACAUAGAAAAAGAUUUGAAAGAGACAAAGAGGCCGUUAUUACCUAUAAUUGACCCAGCAACCAUAACACAGCCAGAAAUAACUACAAAAGGAAAUUUAACCGAUGAAAACUUAAAUAGCAAUGAAGCUACAAGUGAAAUAACACAGAUUGAGGCAAAGAUACAGGGUUUGAAACAAAAAUUAGUUGAUCAACUCGACUCUAUGUCGGAUGACGAGGACUUUUUAAACAUUAGGACAGAAGCCGAUGAGCUGAUGAAUGAUUUUGCUGAAGAUGUAUUACAAGAGAUAUCUAUACCCCCACCCGCUACACCACCUCUACGCCCCAAAUGUCCAACGCCCAAACAUAACAAAUGCCCAUCACCAAAAAACCCAUCACCACCAAAAUCUCAACCUCCAAAACCCAUAGAAGCCAAGGAAAUGGAAACUUUGCCACAAAUAGAGUUGAACCUCCCAAAACGACCGAUUCGUGAACGUCUUGGUGCUCGGGAAACACAGAAACCGGUCACCAAAGAAAUUGAGACCAAAAAACCAGAUAGCCCUGAAAGGUUUACACCCGAGAAAGAGCCGGAAAUGAAACCACAAAAAAAAUCUGCAAGGAGUCGUCUUGGAAGUCAAACGGAACAUAACAGGAAUGUGACUACACAGAAUAGUCCUGAUACAACCGAAACUGGCUCAAAGAGACUUACAUCCAAGGUUUGCGCUGGUAGAUCCUGUCUGUCAGUAGUGCGGGUUCGACCCCGGCCUCGUGUGCCAGCGCCGGCGUCAAGCCUCCUAUUACGAGCAGUGGCUGAUGCUCACAAGAGUCUUCUCAAUAUUCCGCCAAAAAUCGACACAGAGCCUAACAAAAUAAAGCGCGCCCUAGUGUUACCGAUGCGACGUGCUGACACAAAGAAGAUUGUCAUACAGGUGCCUGUUGACACGUCAGACAGUCAGGGAGAUACUAUCAGUUUGGGAGAGGAUAUAGAAUUAGAAGACAAGAGUAAUAAAACUAGCAGUGAUGUGAACGAAAAGAUGGGUUUUAAGCCGCAGUCUAUAAAAAAAGUGAUCCAAAAUACGGAAUAUGUACCAUCAAGGUCUCCUAGCUGUGACGAUGAUAUAUUGGACACAAUAAAUAUUCACAAUCCCACAGUCGAUAAAGACAAAGACACGCAGUUCAUCGUGACAAUGGACGGCUAUCAUCCGAACGCGUUCCUAGCAAAGAAACUUAUGACCGAAGGAUUAUUGGAUGAAGAAAAUGAUGAAACAUCUAAAACACAGACUGAAUUAGAUAAAAAGACAGAAGAAAAUACUUCCAAGAAGAAGGAAGAAGAGACUUCCAAAAAGAAAUUGGAUAAUAAGAACGAAGAAGAAGCUACCAAGAAGAAAACAGAUAAAAAUAAAGAAGAAAUAGCUCCCAAAAAGAAAUUGAGUGACACAAACAAUGAAAGCACCCAAGUUAUCAAGAAGGAAAACACAAAACAAGAGGAAUUAAAUAAAGAAGAUACAAAAGUAGAUAAAAAGAUUGAUAGUGAUGAACCACCAGUUAAGAAGAGGAAAGCGUCUCCCAUAAUAUUUGAUGUGGACAAGAAGAAAGAUAAAGAAGUAGACAGAAUUCGAGAAAGAACUAUUAGUUCUAGUAGCGAUAAUCACAUUACACUAAGCACUACGGCCAGUGCUCAUAAAUUUGACUCAGUCCCACCAUUGUCGUUAUCUGAUCGUAAGCCGGUGUGGUGUCGCACAUUCCCGUUGUGUCGCUACGGCUCGUCCUGUGCGUUCUCUCACCCUCGCUGUAAAUUCGCAGCCGCUUGCACCCGUCGUGGAUGCGUCUAUUCGCACUCACCAGACGCAAACACACCAGCCACAACACCAUUACUUGCAUCCCAUGUGGUACCAUCAGCGAACUACAAGACCAUAUCCAGUAUGAGUUUACCGAGCAUGUGUAAAUACUACCCUCACUGUGUCAACCCUUCCUGCCACUAUUACCACCCAAAACCCUGCAGAUAUGGGAAGACCUGCGCCAAUAAAAUUGAAUGUAACUUCUAUCAUAACGAUGUACCCUCUAAGUUUAAGUAUUCUGUGUAG